AUGACCCUCCCCUGGAAACGCCUAAUCCGCUUCGUCGCCACAGACGGCCGUACUCUCCGCGGCGAACCAAUCCUCCCAACACCAACAACAGACCUCGGCUUCAUCACCGAAGAGGAUAGCCUCCAAGCACGUGUUAUCGAGGGCGAGGAUAUCUACGAUACGACCGGCCAAACGCGCGUGACGGAUGAAAUCGUCACUGUCAGGACGAUUUUGGGACCGCUGGCGCAGGGAGAUGUUCCAGUUUUGAGGUGUGUGGGGUUGAAUUAUGCGAGGCAUAUCAAAGAAGCAGGCCGCACCCCACCACCUUACCCAUCCAUCUUCUUCAAGCCCAACACAACAAUCCACGACCAUGGGAAACCAGUCGAGAUCCCGAAGAUCGCACAAGAUGAGCAAGCAGACUACGAAGGCGAACUGGUACCCCUCUCCAUCCCCCAGUCCUCCCACUCACAUCCACAGUCUGACACGAUAUACUCCACCUACACAAUCGGCAACGACAUCUCCUCCCGCAAACUCCAACGCGACCCGACACUCGCCGGGCGCGUCCCGCAAUGGGGAUUCUCGAAGGGCUUCGACACCUACGCGCCUCUAGGCCCGUGUCUGGUAUCUGCGUCCGAGAUUGGCGAUCCCAGCAAGCUGCAUCUGAAGACCGUUGUGGAUGGGGAGGUGAGACAGGAGGAGAGUGUGGCGGAUCUGUUGUUUGACUGUGCAUAUUUGGUUAGUUAUCUUUCGUCUGGGACGACGUUGCAGAAGGGGUGUGUUGUUAUGACUGGGACGCCGGGGGGCGUCGGCGCGGGUUUAAAUCCCCCGCGAUACCUCGUUCCCGGGACGCAGAUGGAUGUGUCGAUUUCGGAAAUUGGGACGUUGAGGAAUAAUGUUGUUUUUGCGUAA
Messenger RNA from Penicillium argentinense, 888 nucleotides. RefSeq names its product fumarylacetoacetate hydrolase family protein. Gene Ontology annotation, molecular function: catalytic activity. Bases 1 to 888 code for a protein of 295 amino acids. The record is from RefSeq and is a predicted model, not a curated record. The transcript has 4 exons. Lineage: Eukaryota; Fungi; Ascomycota; Eurotiomycetes; Eurotiales; Aspergillaceae.